This is a messenger RNA of Leptosomus discolor (cuckoo roller), 894 nucleotides long. Lineage: Eukaryota; Metazoa; Chordata; Aves; Leptosomiformes; Leptosomidae. The record is from RefSeq and is a predicted model, not a curated record.
AUGGUCGUCUGCAGGCAGCUGGGGCUGGGCUUUGCCAGCCAUGCUCUCCAGGAGACAUGGUACUGGGCAGGCAGCCCCGAUGCCUCCCGGGUGGUGAUGAGCGGGGUGCGCUGUGCCGGCACCGAGCUGGCCCUCCAGCAGUGCCAGCGCCACGGCCCCAUCCACUGCCCCAGCGGCGGGGGACGCUUCUCAGCAGGGGUCACCUGCACCGCUCAUGCCCCGGACCUGGUGAUGAAUGCCCAGCUGGUGCAGGAGACAGCCUACCUGGAGGACCGGCCACUGGAGCUGCUGUACUGUGCCCACGAGGAGCGUUGCCUCUCCCGUUCCGCCGACCAGAUGAAUUGGCCCUAUGGCCACCGCCGCCUCCUCCGCUUCUCCUCCCAGAUCCACAACCUUGGCAGAGCCGAUUUCCGACCCAAGAUGGGACGCCACGCCUGGACCUGGCACCAGUGCCACCGGCACUUCCACAGCAUUGAGGUCUUCACCCACUAUGACCUGCUGACGCUCAAUGGCUCCAAGGUGGCCGAAGGGCACAAGGCCAGCUUUUGCCUGGAGGACACCAACUGCCCUGAGGGGCUGCAGCGACGCUUCGCCUGCGCCAACUUUGGGGAGCAGGGGGUGAGCGUGGGGUGCUGGGACACCUACCGCCAUGACAUUGACUGCCAGUGGAUCGACAUCACUGAUGUGCCACCAGGCAGCUACACCUUCCAGGUGGUUGUGAACCCAAAGCACGAGGUGGCUGAGUCGGACUUCUCCAACAACGUGAUGCGGUGCCAGUGCAAGUACGACGGGCAGCGCGUCUGGAUGCACGGCUGCCACACAAGCGAUGCCUACGGAGCCGAUGUGGUGAGCGAUCUGGAGCAACGGGAGCGCCUGGCCAACAACCUUGUGUGA